Messenger RNA from Plodia interpunctella (Indianmeal moth), 7297 nucleotides. It is a transcript of the gene pico, whose product is annotated as pico. Bases 490 to 3588 code for a protein of 1032 amino acids. Gene Ontology annotation, biological process: signal transduction. The transcript has 13 exons. NCBI's taxonomy places the organism in Eukaryota, Metazoa, Arthropoda, Insecta, Lepidoptera, Pyralidae. The record is from RefSeq and is a predicted model, not a curated record.
UACUGCCUGCCCUGCAAGCGCUCAUGCCGCAUUUUGUAACGCUACUCGCUCGACUCGACCAAUCUAGUUGUAUCCAAGACAGCGUACGGCUUAACGCGUUUCGUGGCCGACAGCUCCUUACCUUUUGUGAUCUAAUAUUUACAGUAAAACUAAGUAAAGCCAUGAACACAAUGUUUUGUAAUAGUGAAUGGAUGAGGACAUCGUAGUGUGUAAAAUAGUGAGCCGCUCGUGCGCAGACUCUGGUCAAAGUGGAAUUAAUAACAAUAUCGUUCACGUUCAUAACUGUGAAAUGUAAUGGUUUUAAUUUUCAAUUGACAGAAACCUCAAUUUCUUGUUAACAAAUCCGACUUCCUUGCUUUGUUAUUUGACGAUGGCGAAAGAGCCGUGUUAAAACUUCAAUUGGGUGUGCAUUGCCGGGCUUUGCGCGUUUAGUAACUAAUAGCGCGAAGUGCUGGCUCGUGAGUCAUAGCAAGUUGCGAUGUGAACGAAAUGACGGAGUUGCCAAUGAACGAGCCAGGCAAGUGGCAUCGCGGCGGGUUCUUGUCCAGCCUGAAUAGGAGUUUCAGACUCGCCAGUGGAAAGUCCAGAAGUGUCAAUAGUUCUCCGGUAGAUAACAAAUCUAUCGAACAAACUAUAAAGAUGUCCUCGACGGGGCUAAAUUCCUCCAACGAAGCAUCAACGGCCUUGCGGCCGCUAGAGAUAGUGGCGCCUCGCAUCGACACCUAUCGUUUCUCUAUGGCCAACUUGGAGGAGACCCAAGACGCAGAUCUGGACGCAAUCCUGGGGGAACUCUGUGCGCUCGACUCAGAAUACGAUGAAGAGAUAUCCAGAGUGUCAUCUGGGUUCCCAUCUGGCUCCAAAGAAAGUAGUGGCGGGGAAGGUUCCCAACGACAGGAUUGCGCCAAGGAAUGUGCCGAGAGAGCUGGCAGUAUAGCUCGCACAGAUUCACCGGACAAUGAUUCAGCUUUCAGCGAUACUGUAUCUAUGCUGUCCAGCGAAUCGUCUGCGUCCAGUAAUACUAGUUCCAAGUGCAAAGCCUUGAAAUUGAAUCUCCAUGAUACUCAGAAGGACGCCAGUUUUCAGCAAAAGGCCGACAAGAUAAAGUUGGCCCUGGAACGAAUGCGAGAAGCAAAUGUGAAGAAACUAUUCAUCAAGGCGUUUUCUAUGGAUGGGUCCUCUAAAAGCUUGUUAGUGGACGAGAAGAUGACGUGCGGCUACGUGGCGCGCCUUCUGGCCGACAAAAACCACGUCACCAUGGAGCCCAAGUGGGCCAUUGUGGAACACUUGCCCGAUUUACACAUGGAACGUGUAUACGAAGAUCACGAAAUGCUAGUUGACAAUCUAAUGCUGUGGACUAGGGAGUCCAAAAAUAAAAUUUUGUUCGCUGAGAGACAUGAUAAAAUACAUCUAUUCCAAACACCAGAAAAGUUUUUAUUGACUGAAGAUGAUAGAGGUUGGUCGAGUGAACAUGAUGAACAUUCAAGACAGGUGAUCAUAGAAGAAUUCUUCGGUCAAAGUGGUGGGACUGUGAGCACUGUGCCCUCCAUCUCCGGGCAUCCUGUGCCCCCCAUGGAGGGGCCACUAUAUUUAAAAAGCGAUGCGAAAAAGGGAUGGAAGAAAUACCACUUCGUGCUAAGACCAUCAGGACUGUACUACUCACCGAAGGACAAAGUGAAGACGCUUAAAGAAUUAGUAUGCUUGGCUACCUUCGACACCAACGAGGUUUACCUGGGCCUGAACUGGAAGAAGAAAUACAAAUCUCCGACAGAUUUCUGCUUCGCUAUCAAACAUCCGAGACUUCAACAACCAAAGAGUGUAAAAUUUAUUAAGUUCCUAUGUGCUGAUGAUCAGCGUACCCUCGAGCGAUGGGUAACCGCGAUGAGGAUAGCAAAGCACGGAAGACAGUUAUUGGAAAAUCACCGAUCAUUGAUAGAAGAGCUCACGCAAGAAGACCUAGAUCAUUUGGCACACGCACGAUCAUGUUCUAUAUCGUCAAUCCCGACGAAGACGAAUGGCUCCACCGCGGCCGGGAUCAGCAGCCCGGCGCAGUCUAGCUCCAGCAACGCCAGUGUUGCCAACUCCGACAUUAGCAGCGGAAGGCACUCGCGGGCGUCCUCGUCGAGUUCCAGUGGCUGUCUGUCGGACGGCGGCACCGCUUCAGAAAGUGCUUUCGAUUGUGAAUUUCCCAUGGGAACUAUAAAACGCAAGCCUUCAAUGAAACCAAACAUUCCUUUGACGUGGAUGACGCGUCAGCUAAAAGAGAUGGCAGAGAAAGGAGGAGAGUGUGAGGGAGAGGACGAAGGCGGUGGUGACGGCGGCACACUUACCCGGCGUCCGCGCACCUCGCGGGUCGACGACUCCACGCUCAAACGUCAUCAUAGCAUCGAAACAACUGAAAGUUCCGUUUACAGCGGACCAACCAGUUCUCAUCACAGUUCAUUAAGCAGCCCACUUCGACACGAACCGCCUUCUUACGGUCACUAUGAGAGUAUUCCAAGAGACAAUCUGUACCGAAAUAGUGCUGACAAUAGCUCAGCUUUAUACGGCUAUACUACUAUUUAUGAUAAAGUGCAAAGACCACCGGAAGUUCCGGCUACGGAAGACUUACCUCUGCCGCCACCGCCUACUGAAGAUAUACCCGAUGGUAUGUUCAGUUCUACUUUAAGUUUGGAUUCUCUUCCGCCUCCACCGCCGCCUCUGGAUCCAAUCGAGGAUAUCUCUGGGUCCCAGUUGAGCUUGCCGCCGCCGCCGCCUGAGCACUCGGUGGAGCCCGGCAGUGGACGCGUGCAGGACAUCGUGAGCCAGCUGACCGCGCAGCAGAUGGAACAGGCGGCGCGCGCUGGCCAGGCUCGCACCUUCCCGAGACAGCCGUCCCUAGACAGCGUCAACUCAGACAACUCUCGAACAUCCUCUCUUCAUUCCGAUAAGAGUAUUUAUGGACCACAGAACGUAGCUUACGGCGCCUGUUUGGCAGAAUUACAAAACAAAAAAUUAAGUACUGGCAGUCCCUCUAUUCAAAAGAAAGCUACUGAACCGAUCAAGGAACGAACAGGAUCUAUCAAAAAAGUCAUUUUUGUAGAUGAUAUUCCGUCGUGUUCCGAUACUAAAGGAAAAAAGAAAAUUUCAUUUAAUUUAAAAGAAGUCCCGCCACCUUCUCCUCGCAAGCCGCCACCGCCGAAACGCAAUGAGAGCACGAGGCUGUCUUCACCUAAGAAACUCGCCGACUCCAAUAGCAAUCCACCGAAAGAGUUUUUGAAAGACUUACAAAGGGUUAUGAGGAAAAAGUGGCAAGUAGCGCAAAAAUGUAAAUUAGAACCUGCGACGACCCCUCACGAAGUUCUGGGUUUUCGGGAGUAUCCUCUGUCAGAAGAUUAUAAAGAGACAAGUGUGUCAAUGUGGGUGCAAGAACAUUACGGCGGAGGGGUAGAAGAUCCGUUUUAUGAGAAUAUGUAUGGAAGAGAACCGCAGCCACGGCGAGAAGAGCCCAAGCCGAUUAAGAAGAGGCCGCCGCCUGCGCCGCCGCGCCGCAGCGAGUCCACGCACCUCUCCACUCACCCGCAUCCCUCAGCAGUACACCCUACUGCCUAACCUAGGCACUUCCACAACGUACCAAUGACCAAAAGUGUAAAUAUCCGUUUAGGGCAUCGUUUAUAUGUAUGUAAAUGUCUAUAGUAGUCAUCCGUUUUUUUGUUAUGGCAGCACAUUGAACUGACGGUUUUCUUAUAAAUAUGUACCUAUUCACUAGAUUAUUUUAUACUAGUAUAAGUCGUAAGUAUAGUUUGGGAAGAAGCCUUUUUGAAUGCUCUCUUAAACAGAAGAUGGAAUCACAGGAUAAAACGUUCAGUCACUUUAUUAUAAUUAUUAAUUUAGCUAAUCAGUUUAGACAUUGAAUGUGACCAAUUUUUAUAUUAAAUUAUCAUUAUUAUUGAAGGAAAAUUAAUCAUAAUUUUAUGGUAAUUGGAAAGGCGGUGCUAUUUUGAAAGUGGUAUACUUACUAAGGUAUGUAGUAUGGUCGGAUUUUGUUGUCUACUUGUAAUGAACACGAGAUAUGCCUAUUAAAUAAAUAUUUAAAAAUUAAGGUAGCAUAAUGAAAUGAGCAGAGCUCAGAAUACUUAGCGAUUUUCUAUGUGUAGAAUAUAUAUUUAUAUAAUAAAUUUUAGUGACUUACUUUCAUAAUAACAAGUAGACAAUCAAAAUAUAUUUAUUGUAAAUGCAGAAGUUGGAGUUUUGUCAAUUUUAUAUUAUGUUCCUAGUUGAUUAUUGCGUGUUAUGUAUAUAGUGCGCAGAUAUUUCGCAAAAAGAAAUAAAUAAUUACGUAAACUGAACGACAAAGAUAAGCAUAGUAAAAAUGGAGAUUAUCCUGGAUCUGUGAUGGGAAAUAUCCUUGAUGUGAGCAGGAGCCGUCCAUUAUUCAUGUGUUGUUUUUUCUAACAUUUUUAAACCGUCGUGAUAGGUACGUGGUGAGGUUUAAGACUAACCCCACCCAAAAUCACGUGUAUUUGUAUUACCUACAGAUAUUCUUAAUUUUUUAAAUAUCUUUAGAUAGAAAUAAUAUCACGCCGUUUUUUGGUUUAAAAUUCGCACGUUUGACGUAAAAAUAAAUACACGUGAUAUCUUACUACACCUGGUGAUAUACUUCGUUAUUUUUGCUAAAUCCCCUCCCUCCCCUGCCUUUCAAGCCUCACGUAUUUAAUGGACGACCCCAUACGUACUUAUACACCAUAUUAAUAAUAAUACUUUUUGUAACGCGAAACCAUCAUGUCAAAUUUUCCUUUUAAUAAAAAUUUGGAUUUAUGGUAUUCAUUUGUAUGCUUAUAAUAUGCAGAAAAACAGUUAUUGUGCUUAAAGAAGUUAUAAAAGUAUCCAUAAUAUGAACGGGUGCAAGGAUGCAAUAUUAGACUUGUAAAAAAUAUGACAUUCGUAACAAAAAUAGGACAUACUACUACACGUAAUGUAGUUAAGUAUAGUUUAUAUAUAUGGUCUACAUCUAUAGCCAAGCUUGAAGAAAAUAAAUCUCAUUGAACGCAAACAUGCGUGUAAAAUUGGUGGUACCUACGGGUAGAUAAGUAGUAGAAAAAUAUAUACACGCGAAGAUGUCUGCAUCUUUAGUAGUCGUAGUGAAGCCCAUAGAAGAUAAGAUCUUGACCGUGUCCCAAUAUAUAAGUAGUUUUCUAGUGAGGCUUUCAUAAAAUAGUGAGUUGACAUAUUCCUAAAUAUGUGCCAUAGUCAUGUUGUAAGGAUAAGCCGUUUCGAUCGAACCCAAAAAUAAAAUUUAUUAUUGUACAUAGGUAGAUAUGACUGGAAUUUCAUAAUAUACUUAAGUUAUUUAACUAUAAUUAUAUUUAUCAAUAAGAACACUUCGUUGAUUUAGGACAUAUGUCGGGGUUUCAUAUUAUACUUCUAUGAAUUAAUUUUAUAAACACUUUGUAAGGAAAAAUAUAAAUUUGUAUUUCAAUAAAAAAUGGAAUGUAAGCAGGACUCCAAUGAGUGAUCUCGCUGCAUGUGCUUGCGCAGUACGUUAUGUUAUUGUUUGGGCUGUGAUUUUAUCGUCUGGAUCAUGAUAUGUAUUCGUUUGUACAUGUAUUUUAUACAGGCUUGCUAAAACAAAUAUGUUUAUUCCCAUUAUGCACUAUACUGUUUAUACAAGGAAAAAAUACCUACAUUUAUCUACAAAAUAUUUUCAUAAUUAAAAACUAACAAUAAACUGAUAAUGUCUGGGUAAAGUAUCGAAUGUUCAUAAAUGAGGUUGGAAUUUCCUUAUUAAACCUAAGUUUCGAAUAUAUUCCAUAGUAGGUAAAUAUUUUACAUUGUAUAAUGAAACACAGGUGUUUUUGGUGAAAUAGUAAACAUAGUGUGAAAAAUACUUAUAUCCCUACGGCAGCCUUCAUUUGUCAUAACAACAGCUACAACGAAUUGUAUAAGUACUCAUUGUUGAAUUGUAGAAACUGGAUAGGCUGAUCAGUGGAGACUAGUUUGAAGCGAGUUUGUUAGAUAUCUAACUUGACGAGGCUCUACCUCUCUGCUCUACUUGUCUUGUAGAGUCGUAGUGCACAUCUACGACUCUUUUUUGUAAAUCGUAAUUUUUAUUUAGCAUGGGCCAUUAGUUUAAAUAUUUUUACUUAGUCUAGAAAAAUGAAUAUUAGUUGGACUGUCAUAUUGGUGUCCAUCCACUGCUCAUCGGAUUGCGAAGACUGAAUUAGAUUCAAUCCGAUUUAGACAAUAAAGUUACGUCCAAAACAGCUGCGGUCCACGUUAUUAGCUUGGCAACCCGGCGAAGCCCGCCGAGCCAUCAUUUCUCUGUUGGUCAUUAUUAUAGACUUUUCUAUAAGUAAGUAAAAAGUAUCUUAUCUAAUAUGCUGACCAUUAAUUAUGCUACCUUCAUAAUCCUUUGUCCGCACUUAAUUUGAUAAUAGAAAAGACCGUCCACUCGGUCUUUUCUAUUAUCAUAUAUUCAUAUUAAAAAAAUAAAUGAUUUAACGACACUUAUUAAACUUAAUUUUAAAGUUAAAAUAAGUUAGGGUUAGUGAGCUAUACCUUGAUUUUGAAUGAAGAUUACUACAUUACAUCACGAGGAUGUUAUCAUGUUUCAAAGGCAAUCUUGUUAGAUUGUAGGAUUGUUUUAAUAUAAAAAUCCUCUAUUGAACAGACAUUGUAUUCUACUCGUGUGUUGAAGAAAAACGACAACCCGGUGAUUGAAGACCAAAUAUAACGCGAUUUUUUAGGUUGUUAAAGAAAUGUUAAAUGGUUGUUAAAAAAGGCUUAAAUUUUGUUUUCACACACAAAAUUUAAACUUAUAAAUAAAAGUUAAUUUGCUGGGUUACUAAUGACACUAGAAGCUACAGUAAAGGUAACACGUUGAAACUUGAUAACAAUGGGUUUGAAUAAAUUCGUGUCAUAGUUAUUCAUUAUACGAUAUAGGUACUUGUGACCUAUAGGAAGUGCGUCUAUAAUAUAUCAGCGUUGUUCAGCUAAUUAAGUACUUAGUCAUAAUUUCAGCUGAGACAAAAACAGCUUUUUUCAAAAACUUGAGAGAUUUAAAAGAAAAUAUGUAAGUACCUACCUACAACUGUUGCUGCAAUCCAUCAUUAGCUGCUUCAAAUGGCUUUGAAGGUUAGAUGCUUCGUAUCUAUUUCGAUACACAAGCCCAAAUAUUUAUUCUUAAAAUCCAAACAAAUUUUACAGUUAUUUAUAUACAGCAUUUAUUAGUAUUCAUAAAUUAUGUUUAAAAUGUACAGACCAAAUUGAUUAUGAUAUUAAUUCUUUGUAUAUUUUUCCAAAUAUAACGAAAUUCCAAAUA